This is a messenger RNA of Helobdella robusta, 1890 nucleotides long. RefSeq lists its product as hypothetical. Gene Ontology annotation, biological process: ubiquitin-dependent protein catabolic process. Gene Ontology annotation, molecular function: ubiquitin protein ligase activity. Bases 1 to 1350 code for a protein of 449 amino acids. The transcript is spliced from 11 exons. The record is from RefSeq and is a predicted model, not a curated record. Lineage: Eukaryota; Metazoa; Annelida; Clitellata; Rhynchobdellida; Glossiphoniidae.
AUGCUUUUCAGACUUAAUAAGUUAUUAUUACCUUGUUUGAUGAUUUCAAAGAAAGCCCAUCAAAGGCAAAGCUGCUUGACUUGCAUCUUCUUAAUAAUUCUCAUCGUCGUCUUGCACGAAUCAUCUGCGGUCAGUGCUAAUACGGAGCAAGUUAGGAGUAAUGAAGAAUUUAAAACGAACUCUGCUAUUUUAGAAGUUAGACAGCAAAACAGCGUUGAUGGCGCAGAUAAAGAAGUUGUGGCCCUUCUGCUGAAUGGACGUUACUUCAGUGGCCGGGGUGGUCGUGGUGGCAAUAUGCAAAAGCAAGCUGAUGGGCAGCUCAUUGAGUUACCAGGAAAUGAAAAUUGUGGCAACAGAGAUGAAGGUCUCAUCAAGCAACAUCAUUCAGCUGGUUGGAUUGCAGUCAUUCACCUGGAAUCACCAUCAUUACUCCCAUCAUCGUCGUCGUCGUCGUCGUCAUCUUCAAAUAAUAACACAGAAUGUUUCAGCUUCCUUGACAGAUUGAAGAACAUAAUGCUUCUCGGUGCAUCAGCUGUUAUCUUACUAUCUCUCAAUCCUAAAAUACUACAAGAGUUAGACGUAGCACAGAUUUUGAGCAGGCCAAUGGUCUUAGUUGAAGAUGCUGAUAAUAUAACUGUACUUUUGAAUGCACUGAGAAGCAAGUUGAGAUUGAGAAUGCGACUGUCGCAUGGUUCUAACACUUUAUACGAUAUGCAGACUUUCACAACGUGGUCAGUCUGUUGGCGGUCCAGGCCAGGUAGUGGUGUGGUCUGCAAAUCAGACAACAAGCUCAGCAAGGCCGAUCCAGGUCAGUUCUGGAGCUACUUCUACUGGUCGCUUGCGGUCGUCAUGCUGCUGCUGAUGCUGAAGACGAGCUACAGGAACGAUGCAGCAGCUACCACCACUACCACCAACACCGUGAUGACAAUGGGUGCUGAUGAUGAUAAUCAGAUGGUAAACACCAUAACCAAGAUGGCGUUGUCCUUACUAAAAACUAAGCGCUACAAAAAUCCAACAAAGUCGUCCUACCUCACCGGAAGUCAUUGCAACGAUCCAGUUAUUCGGUGUAGUAUUGGUAGUAGUGGCUGCAGUAGUAGCAGUAGUUGUAGAGGCUGCGGUUGUGGUGGUGGUGGUGUUGACAAUGGAGAAGAAUUUUGCGCCAUCUGUCUUGAUGUGUUUUAUCGUAGACAGCUGAUCAGGGUGCUACCAUGCAGUCACGAGUUCCACAGCAAGUGCGUCGACAGGUGGCUCCUUAUGCGACAAACAUGCCCUCUCUGCAAAAAUAACUUCAUUGAAUCUCAGCUGAAUGAAGGAACCAUCGAACGAAUCCUCUUUUCACGAUAUUCAUGAAAACGUCACGUGACCACAGCAACAACCACAUCACCGCCAACAACAUCAACACCAAACACAACAAAAUCAAUACCAAAAACAACAACAACAACAUCAACAACAUCAUUAUCAACAACAACGUCAACAACAACAUUAAUAACAAUAACAUCAACAACAACAUAUUCCAAACAACAACAGCACUAUCAACAGAUCACAACAAAAAUACGCGUCAACACUCCGAAAUCACAAUCCAUAAUUUUAUAAUAAUAACCAGUAGAUUAGUUGCCGACAUCAUUUUUCAUCAUGAUGAAAUAAAUGAUCUACUCACUUCUCACUCACCAACAUCAUUAUCGUUGUUAUUAUUACGAAAUGUUGUUUUAAUUGUUCUUCAGUGCUAAUUAUUUUUCUAAUUUAUUCACCAGUGGUUUUACCAGUAGGUAUAAUGGAAUUCUCGACAAAUUUGUUACUUUAGAGCUUUCAAUUAUAAUUAAUCAUUAAUUAAUUAUUAAUAAUAAUUAUUGUUCUUAGUAUUUGAUUGUAAAUAAAUGCUUCAACUUGUGA